Messenger RNA from Melanotaenia boesemani (Boeseman's rainbowfish), 3710 nucleotides. It is a transcript of the gene akt2, whose product is annotated as v-akt murine thymoma viral oncogene homolog 2. The transcript is spliced from 14 exons. The record is from RefSeq and is a predicted model, not a curated record. NCBI's taxonomy places the organism in Eukaryota, Metazoa, Chordata, Actinopteri, Atheriniformes, Melanotaeniidae. Gene Ontology annotation, molecular function: ATP binding; protein serine/threonine kinase activity. The coding region runs from base 320 to 1768 and encodes 482 amino acids. Gene Ontology annotation, biological process: protein phosphorylation.
CGCUGCUGUGAGAAGAAACAAGCUUGGUGAGCACUCCGCUAAGCUGUGUGAUCAUUGACAGAGUUCAAUACACACACGCCUCAAGUGAUAACUGGUGGGAGGUUUGUGCAGCGAAGCUCCGAGGCUCUUCGUGGGACAACGGCUGUGAAUAUUUUCACCUUUGAAGCCGAGGUAUUACCUAAUAUAAAUAUAUAUAUAUUUAUAUAUAUAUAUUUUCAUCUGAACCACAGUCAGACAAUUGACCAAUUGGAACAGUUUCCACAAUUUUCAUCAGCUUGUCUGCAGCCCCCUACCUGCACAGACAGUCUUCAGCCCCAGCAUGAAUGAAGUCAGUGUUGUUAGAGAGGGAUGGCUCCACAAGAGAGGUGAAUACAUUAAAACAUGGCGUCCUCGUUACUUCAUCUUAAAAAGCGAUGGCUCCUUUAUUGGAUACAAAGAGAAGCCUGAGGUAUCCAGUGACCACAACCUCCCGCCACUGAACAACUUCUCUGUUGCAGAGUGCCAGCUGAUGAAGACCGAACGUCCCAAGCCCAAUACGUUUGUUAUUCGUUGUUUGCAGUGGACCUCGGUUAUUGAGCGAACCUUCCAUGUAGAAAGCAAUGAGGAGAGGGAGGAAUGGAUGCGAUCGAUCCAGGCAGUAGCAAAUAGCCUGAAGAGUCAGCAGCAGGACGAGGAGCCCAUGGAGAUCAAAUUUGGCUCGCCGAGUGACAGCAGCGGCGCAGAGGAGAUGGAGAUUGCUGUGUCCAAAUCCCGUUCAAAAGUGACUAUGAGCGACUUUGACUACCUGAAGCUGCUGGGCAAAGGGACAUUUGGUAAAGUGAUCUUGGUGAAGGAGAAGGCCACAGGAAUGUACUAUGCCAUGAAAAUCCUCCGCAAAGAAGUCAUCAUUGCUAAAGAUGAGGUGGCUCACACAGUUACAGAAAGCAGAGUUCUCCAAAACACGCGGCAUCCCUUUCUAACGACACUAAAAUAUGCAUUUCAAACACACGACCGGCUAUGCUUCGUGAUGGAGUACGCAAAUGGAGGAGAACUCUUCUUUCACUUAUCUCGGGACAGAGUAUUCACAGAAGAUAGGGCACGAUUCUAUGGUGCGGAAAUAGUGUCGGCACUGGAAUAUCUACACUCACGCAAUGUAGUUUACAGGGACUUAAAGCUUGAGAACCUCAUGUUGGACAAAGAUGGCCACAUAAAGAUAACAGACUUUGGGCUGUGUAAAGAGGGGAUCACAGAUGGUGCCACCAUGAAAACCUUCUGUGGGACCCCAGAGUAUCUUGCACCAGAGGUGCUUGAAGACAACGAUUAUGGACGAGCAGUAGACUGGUGGGGACUGGGAGUCGUGAUGUAUGAAAUGAUGUGCGGCCGGUUGCCGUUUUACAACCAGGACCAUGAACGCCUGUUUGAGCUCAUCCUCAUGGAGGAAAUCCGCUUCCCUAAGAACCUGGCCCCAGAAGCCAAGGCCCUGCUGGCAGGCCUGCUCAAAAAGGAUCCCAAACAAAGGCUUGGAGGCGGACCAGACGAUGCCAAAGAAGUGAUGACCCAUAAGUUCUUCAUCUCCAUCAACUGGCAGGAUGUCAUUGACAAGAAGCUCAAUCCACCCUUCAAGCCCCAGGUAACAUCAGAGACAGACACCCGUUACUUUGAUGAUGAGUUCACAGCACAAACUAUUACAAUAACUCCUCCAGACAAGUAUGACAGUUUAGAUGCAGAUGACUCGGAUCAGCGUACACACUUCCCUCAAUUCUCCUACUCUGCCAGCAUACGGGAAUGAUCACUCAGAUCACUCAUGAACAAGCAGGCAGGCUGGCACACGAUCACAACCCCACAUACACACUUGCACUGCUGAGGAAUUUGAAUGACACAAACAAAAAAGUGGCACAAGACACAUUUUCAUCCUGUCUUUAAUGUAAUUAAUCAUAUAUAUAUAUAUAUAUAUAUAUAUAUAUAUAUAUAUAUAUAUAUAUAUAUAUACACACAAAUCAGACAAGACACAGAUCAUAGGUAGGAAAUGAACAUACAAACCAAGAAUGACUGACCUCAGCGGGUUUGUGUAGAUAGACUGGCAGCUUUGUCCCUGUAUGUCCUCUCAGGGUUGACAUUAGGCUUCCCUGCUGGAUCUCGGCUGCACUACACUGGGCACCACAUCAAAGCCUUUACACUUUGAAAACCAGGUUAUGCCAGCAAGUACCACCUCUUUACCAGCUGUACUCGUGCUUUACACAAUUGCAGACACACCAAACAACCCAUGCAUAUACUGCAUCUAAACAUAAACAUACUUGAUAGAAUUUUAAAAAGUAUAAUCAAAAAUAAGGAAAUUGAAAAUAUUUGCGGAAAAGGACAUUUUUCUUUCAUCAGUUGUUACGGUUUAAAUGUAAAGCCAUACUUCAGCAUAUGUCUUUUUUUUAAUUUGUGAUUUAAAAAAGAAUUUAACAAGUGCUCUUUUUGGAACUUGCUGUUACAAAUCAAGUGUGGAAUUUUCCUACAGAAGGGGGGAAAUGAGAAAGGGGGUAAGGCCAUUACUGUGUUUGCACUGCACCAGUGUAUAUGCGAAUUGAUGAGAGGAUAUGAAUGUGUGUGUGCGUGCAGAGAAUGAAUGAACCAUUUUGAUUUUUAGCCAUCCAUUUGUGUCUGUUUUUAUGUUUUUAAACUUUGCUGAAAUAUUAACAACAGAGGACACUACACAGCACACUCAUCAAGCUAGUAUUUUUUAAGGGAAGCUGGCAUGUAAUUUUUUGAUUUCUGUGACCAGCUUACCGCUUAGUUGACUGAGUAAGGAUUACAGAUAAAGAUCCAUUGCAUGGCUGUCUAUUACUGUAAAGGCUGCAUUAAUUUAAUUUGGAAGUUCUGCAGCAGUCAUGCAUUUAGUCCCAAGUUGCUGUGUCCAGACUGAGAGACUGAGUUACUGGUCUGAAAUGCAAGGAAGUCCAGGCCAGUUUCACCAAGAGAGAAAAAAAAGAGGAAAAUGGAGACAAGGCUUUCAAGCAGUUUUUCUCCAGCCUAUCCACAGAGACCAAAGCACAGCUACUUACUGUCUUCGGUCCAAAAAAUCUCACUCCCUGGCUGAAAAGUUAGGCAACAAUCUUGUGUUUUUUUUUUUUUUUAUCUAUUAUUAAUAUCAGCAAGUUUUUUUGUGUGUGUGUUUAAAACAAGCUUUCGAUUGUCCCCAUAUUUAAAUAAUAGGAAAUUGUUCGUAAGAGACCAAAAUUUAACUUUUUUUUUUUUUUGAAGUUAUACACUUUAUGAUUCCACAUUUAAUGUUAAAAGUCUGAUUUGUGUUUUUUUAAAUGCUGCUGUCAAAGCACUUGCAUGUAUGCAGUUGUAUGUCUGGAACAGCAGGUUUACAGUUCGACUGAAAGCUGCGUGAGCUGUUGGUUCAGCCUGCAGAAAGAAGAAACUACUCAAAACAUCAGCUGUAUAACUAAGCUGAAAUGUCAACCUGCAUACAUGAGUCAUGAUGAUUCAUGAUUGAGAGAUGCUGUGAACAGCAGAUUGAAAAGUGCUCCAACUGGCGCAAGCAUAUGUUAUUCCGUGAUGCUGGAAGAGGUGUUGGUUGCUUUUUAAGUUAUACUAAAGGAACAUCAAAUCCCUGUUUAUGUUAUGAUUUCUGUUUGUUGAAUUUUCACCCUUUAUGUCCAUUUAUUUCUCAAAUUUUGGAAGACACAUUGUCUUGUUUAAGUAUAUAAAAUAUAUAUAUUAAAUUUUUUUUAAACAUC